AUGGCGCUUAGGAUGAAGAAGAAGAAAAGAAGAAGAAAAGGAGUGGGAGGAGGAGAAGAGAAGAAGAAGAAGAAGAAGAAGAAGAAGAAGAAGAAGAAGAGAGAAGAAAAGAAAAGGGUUGGAGAAGAACGAAGAGUAGCGAGAUCAGGUGUGGCUGUAAAUGAGAGCUCGGAUAAAGAUCAAAUAGGAGGAGGAGGAGGAGGAGGAGGAGGAGGAGGAGGAGGACUGCACCUUAGGGUGGGCGUGUGGCUUCGAAGUAGGACGAGGGCGUGUUUUGGGAGGGCAAAAGAGAAAGAUCCACCAAAAAUAGGAUGGGCGUGGGUGGACGCGAGAGAGAAUGUACCACCCCUAUACCCCAAUACCCUUCUCGACGUCAACGUCUGCCGCCCUCCGGAGCCAACUGUAGGCUACCUCCUCCCCUCGUACCCCUCUGCUGUUGAAGUCCACCAGGAACCAGAAGUAACUCCUCCCCCUCCUCCUCCUCCUCCUCCUUUCCCUCCAACCCCUGCCUCUCCGUCGAAGUCCAUAGUAGCCAAUAGCAAAGGACCACCACCACAAGGAGAUGAAGAUUGUUUUAUGAGGAUCCACAGAUCUCCGCCUCCUCCUCAACGCCACAACGAAGAAGAGCAGCGACGAGAGAACCGUUAA
Messenger RNA from Macrobrachium nipponense, 648 nucleotides. RefSeq names its product WAS/WASL-interacting protein family member 3-like. The transcript is spliced from 5 exons. Bases 1 to 648 code for a protein of 215 amino acids. The record is from RefSeq and is a predicted model, not a curated record. Lineage: Eukaryota; Metazoa; Arthropoda; Malacostraca; Decapoda; Palaemonidae.